Molecule: messenger RNA, 1469 nt
Organism: Ornithodoros turicata
Lineage: Eukaryota; Metazoa; Arthropoda; Arachnida; Ixodida; Argasidae
Product: lysosomal aspartic protease-like
Exons: 10
Coding region: 103-1302 (399 amino acids)
Biological process (GO): cell death; proteolysis
Cellular component (GO): lysosome
Molecular function (GO): aspartic-type endopeptidase activity
Source: RefSeq, a predicted model, not a curated record
UCUCACACUUGACUGAAUAAUGCAUAUCAUGCUGGAUAAACAUCGGAGAAGUUCCGUUGCCCUGUCCCGAGUUGUAAAGUUCGCAGGACGGUCCGUUUAUUUAUGAGGCUAAGUUGGCUGGCGAAAAUGAGUUCGGAAGUGAUCCUGGUUUUGCUCACUGCCGUUGCAACAGGGAGUUGUUUAUUCAGCGUGCCUUUGCACCGCAUCAAGUCAGUGCGAUGCAAGUUGGGAGAAGUUGGUACAGAUGUGGAAGUUGCACAACCCAAGUACAACAGCGACGAUGUCAAUUUGCCAAUCCCGGAACCUUUAUCCAACUAUCUUGAUGCCCAGUACUAUGGUGCCAUCACCAUUGGAACUCCUCCGCAGUCUUUUCGAGUGGUCUUUGACACUGGCUCUGCCAACCUUUGGGUUCCCUCCAAGCAAUGCAAGUGGUCCAACAUAGCUUGCUUGCUACAUAACAAGUACGAUCACUCAAAGUCGUCAACAUACAGGAAGAACGGAACCUCCAUUUCUCUGCAGUAUGGAACCGGCAGCAUGAGUGGAUUUCUCAGCUCGGACAGGGUAGCCGUUGCAGGAAUCAAUGUUCUAAAUCAGACCUUUGCGGAAGCAGUAACAGAACCAGGCCUCACAUUUGUGGCUGCAAAAUUUGACGGGAUACUCGGUCUCGGUUUUGGUCGCAUUGCUGUCGGCGGAGCAACUACAGUAUUCGACAACAUGAUUGCUCAGGGCCUGGUGCCUCAGCCUGUGUUUUCUUUUUUUCUCAACAGAAACUCCAGCUCGUCUAAUGGCGGAGAAAUCACAUUUGGCGGAGUGGACAGACGAUACUUCGUGGGAGAGAUAACUUAUGUUCCCGUAACCAGGAAAGCAUAUUGGCAGUUUGCAAUGGAUGGCAUGUCCGUGCAAAACAGCACUGUGACAUUCUGCUCCGAGGGUUGCCAGGCUAUCGCAGACACUGGGACCUCACUGAUUGCGGGACCCUCCCUGGAAAUUAUGAAACUGCAGAAGCUCAUAGGAGCCACACCGCUAUCUCACGGAUCAUACACAGUAAACUGCGAGGACAUUGAUAAGCUGCCAGAUGUGAGCUUUGACAUUGGCAAUAAGACGUUUGUCUUGCAUGGCAGCGACUACGUUCUAAGGGUGGUUCAACUGGGCCGAGAGGUGUGUCUCUCGGGAUUUGUUGGCCUGGACAUUCCGGCCGGACCACUGUGGAUCUUGGGAGACGUAUUCAUUGGCCGCUACUACACAAUCUUUGACCAGGGCAACAUGCGUCUGGGAUUUGCGCAAGUUGCCCACAUCCAUUAGGAAUGCUUGACAGCGACAGCAACUGAACAGCAUUGGUGGCCAUGGACAAUGGAGGAAAAUGAGCAGUAAAAGUUUGUCAAUGUGGAAGGGAACGUCCAGGAAUGACUGCUCCAAAUAACAAUAACAAAAAUAAUGGUUAAUGAUGAAGCAAUAAAGGAUUCAACUGA